GAACUGAAGAAGAUGUCUUUCAAGAAUUUACUUUCCGAAUCUCAUUGUAGCUAAGAUGCUUUUUUUAUGAUGAAAUAGAUAUUGAGAUUAGUAUUAAUAAUUGCAGUUUUUUAUUAUAGUGUACUAUAAACGAAAGAAAACUAUGGCAGACAAAGAACCUAGAAGGAGGAAGAAAAAGAGGGAUAUGUCAAGGAAAGAUGAUGUACGAUCAGAUGAUCAGAUGUUUGCUCCUUUAAAGUCAGAAUCAAGGGAUUCUGAUCAAGAAGCAGAAGAAGAAUUUAUUGUGCCUUCACAUCAGCCAAGUAAAUUUGCCAAAUGUGUAUUUCUGUUGCUAUUCUCUGGGUUGGUUAUAUCUAUGAGCUUCAUUUUUAUCUCUCUACAUGGUGCAGAAAAAGGACCUGUAGAUAUUUUCGAUGAUAAUCAUGUAGAACUACAAGACAUAUCACAUGAAGGACAUGAUGAAAUUGAAAGUUGGAGUGAUCAUGAAUCCCUUGAAGAGGACAUUAGGGACGUAUUACCUGGAAUUGGUAGCAUUUUAUCAUUUAAUGAUGAACAAAUCAGAGAGCAGCAUGAUGAAAUAAGUAUAGAAAAUGUUAAAUCAGAAGAUGUUGAAAGUGAGAAAAUGGAUAUAUUUGUUGAACCACAAGCUGAU
Stegodyphus dumicola is the source of this 652-nucleotide messenger RNA. Its product is annotated as aspartyl/asparaginyl beta-hydroxylase-like. The record is from RefSeq and is a predicted model, not a curated record. Gene Ontology annotation, biological process: peptidyl-aspartic acid hydroxylation. Gene Ontology annotation, molecular function: peptidyl-aspartic acid 3-dioxygenase activity; protein binding. NCBI's taxonomy places the organism in Eukaryota, Metazoa, Arthropoda, Arachnida, Araneae, Eresidae. Gene Ontology annotation, cellular component: endoplasmic reticulum.